Molecule: messenger RNA, 4179 nt
Organism: Chara braunii
Lineage: Eukaryota; Viridiplantae; Streptophyta; Charophyceae; Charales; Characeae
Source: the annotation of a GenBank genome assembly
CGCUUGCGACUAAUGCUGAUGGAAGCUGUACUCUGGUAACCGCAGAUGAUAUCCAUUUCAUAACGGGGACACGCGAGCAGAAAUGCAACAAUGGGUGGGGAAUGCGACCUUCCAUGGUGCAUCUUCUUCUGAGCAUGGCCAUCCUUAUCUUGCCUACUUCCCAGAAACGUCUCUCAGUGGGGAGUUGUCCUUAUGUUGAUGGAGAUGCGAGCAGCUUUGGGUCAAGACGGGAUGGCGGACCAGUCAGCGAAUACACAGGACCAAAAUGGUUGUCAUCAACAGCAAGUCGUGGUCAAGGAUGCUGUCAAUGUAGCAGCGUCUGUGUCUGUGGCUGAUAGUCACUUCAAGACCGACAGUACAGCAAUUGAGAAUCCUGAUGCUGGCCAUCAUGCGGAAAAAGACUUGCCCCCCCCUUCCACGAAGCCCCCAGCCGGUACAGAUCGAGGUGGAAGUCGGGGAUGUGAUAUGUAUGUUGUGGACAGCGGUAACCGCCAUGGUGAUCCACAUGUAGCAGCCCGCGAAGAGCUCGUUGUUUCCAGCAAGACGGGAUCUUCUUCUGAACAGUCAGCAGGGUAUAUGGUGGUGUCAGGAGGAUUGUCAUCACACGAAGACUCCGCCGUUUCACCACCACCAUUGCAACAAGAAAUGCAAGAAGAGGUUCUCGUCCAUGCACAGGGGGGACCAGCGGUAGUGGAGGUGGACAGAAUGCGGUCUUCCAAGACAACCUCGGUUGGUGUGGAUGGCACCUGUGUGGGUUGUGUGUGUGGAGAUGGCCUCGGGGACGACAUUCGGCCAGUGGGGAUGUGGCAGCCUGCCACGUGUCCAAGGUCAUUGUCAUCUAGCGAUGUGAUUGCAGGCCCAUUUUACAAGUUCGUGAGUAGCGGCUGUGAGGAGCCAAGCUGUGUUUCAUCUCAGUCCCAUUACUUUGAAGGUGCUUCUGAAGAGCUGUCAAUUCCCACUUUGUCCACGAAAGGUAGCGAGGCCGAUGAAGCAUCGGGUCAAAUGGCUGGCAGCAAUGUUGUGUCUGACCAAGAGGCUGCUGGUGAUGCCUCGUCAGUACUCUCAUCUGCAUCUGACACCCUGGCCACAGUGACAGGCGGUCCAUUGGAUGACGCUCUGAAGGACGAGCAGCACCUGUCUGUCAUUGAUGAAGGAGAGAAGGUGGGAAUUGGAAAAGGUGGGGACAAUCUCACCGAUGGUACAAUACUGUUGACCCCACCAGCUGGCCAAGAACAAGAUAGUCAAGGUCAAGUGGGGCAUGGAGAACGAGGGAGUUUGGAUGUGUCUAGUCCUCUUGAAGCCGGGUCGGAGUCCAACACAACCAGCACACCGCAGGGGGUCAAAUCAAAUAUGGAUGAGACACAGCCUGGGAACACACAGCCGUUAAAUGUGACUGCCGAUUCGAACAUAGUGCCUGAGGUCGUCAAUGCAUCCCUAUCGGCAGGGACAUCGUCUUCACUCGGCAAUGGUACAGCUGUGCCAGCAGGAGAGCAGCAAGUUGACUUCCACUUGGCUGAUUCACCUGCGGCAGCUUCGCACAUGCAGGUGCCAUCGCCGGAGACCCAUCAUGAGAUAGUGAGCGAGACAUCGUCACUGGAAACCGACAUUUUGCAAGAGCCAUUGCCAAUGCCACCCCCUAGUGACAGGUCAGACUCUGGCAUCGCAGAACCUGCAAUUGCAGAGCCUCCAGUUCAGCAUGAGGAUAGACCCACCAGGUUGCCCCUGGGGUUGGAAGAGUAUAAGAAACGUGUGUUGUCCUCCCCAGAUGCAGCAUUGGCGUCUGCCAACAUUGCACCCCACAGUGAUCACCCUCCAUCACCUCGCCGCAAGUCAGCUGAUGGCACCCUCUACAACUACGCAGCUCAAUCUCAUGGAGCCAAGGUAAUCAGUGCAAACAGCCAGGCAACCAGCGCAAGUGCAGUGCUUGAUGAAGACCGUGACAAGUAUCUGCGUAACCCGUGCAAUGCGAAGGAGAAAUGGAUUGUUAUUGAGCUGUCUGAGAAUGUUCGGGUUGACACCAUCGUGCUCGCUAGCUAUGAGUUUUACAGCAGCAGAGUGAAAGAGUUUCGUGUGUUGGGAAGUUUGCGGUACCCAACGGACAACUGGGUGACGGUGGGAGUCUUUGAGGCGCAAAAUGUGCGGCAGCUUCAAACGUUUCCUGUGGAAGGGCUUGCUUGGGCCCGCUAUCUGAAAGUAGAAUUGCUUAGUCAUCAUGGCACAGAGUUCUACUGUACUCUCAGUGUUGUACGUGUUCAUGGUGUCAGCGAGUUGGAAAGCCUUCAAGAAGAACUCAUUGAGAUUGACAAAGAGGUGGAGGUGGUGCAGAGCGUUUUGCGGUCCAAGGGUGCAGACGGUGGGAUCACAGAUGGUGAGCACCUCGACGUGUCAGAUCGUGCUGUGCUCUCCGACCCCUCAGCAAAGACCAGAAAGACGGAGGAACAGGGGUUGGGACCUGCUGACCCACAAGGAUCAAGUAAGGGGAGUGCACAUGGGGCUGUGCAUGUGAGGGGGAACAAUGGAGGCAAUCCCGUUCGUGCACCGACGGACACAAUUGUUUGUACGAGUGACAGGAAGGUCGUCCAUGAUGAGCAGGUAUCUCCUGGCACAGAAAACAGUGGCAGAUCAGAACUUGGACCUGGUACUGAUGGACACGUGGACGGGUCUCAUGAAUCACACUCGCUGGGUGGUGGAAACGACAAUUCCAAUGGUCGCUCAGCUGGAGAGUUUGUGUUCAAGCCCCUCAUGCAGAAGCUUAAACAGCUGGAGCUAAACCAAUCGCUCUUCAAGAGCUACUUGGAGGACAUGUCUCACAGAUAUCUCCUCGCAUUCGGCGAAAUUGACCACCUCAUCGGGAUGCUCACUGAGCGCCUUCGUAACGUUUCAGCUGUUGCAACAUUGUGCUCCUCAAGGCUUGCCGAACUGGAGUCAACUAGUGAAGCUGAAUUAGGAAAGCUGAAACUGGAUCUUGCUCUUCAGUCAGAGGCUGUUGCAGCAGAACUUCGGCAUAUAAGGUCCAAUAUGGCCCAUGUUGAGCGCCGUGAGACAGCAUCUGUGAUAAUAGGAAUAAUCGCAUUGAUAUUCGGGGGUGGGCUACAUUGUAUCGGUGCCUGCAUUCAGAGAAGGAAGUCGUCAAGGCAUCACCGACGCCAUCACAGCCAAGAUACUCUUCAUCAUAAACGCGAUAUCCAUUUGUAUACAUUGAGUGCUUGCUGCUCUUUCUUGUCAUUGAUAAUCCUGUUUGCAUCGACAGGGAUGAUGGUCAUUCUUCUGUCACUUUGAUCGUAUUAAACGAUCCCCGUCACAUCAUUUUGCGAUAUGAAAUCGAUCCCCAUCGCACGCGGCCGCAGUCGGGGAUUUGUUUGAGGAAGAGGCUGUUUUGCCCCAUGUCGGUUCAAGGUGGAAGAGGGCUUGCAACAACCUUUUGAUUUGUAGAGAGCUCAGUUGGUUAGAGCAAAGGACUGAAAAUCCUUGUGUCAGUGGUUUGAAUCCGCUUUUUUCUAAACAGGCAACAUCAAUCUCUUAAGAAACUCAACUUGGUCAACUUGCCGAGUAAGUAGGCUAAGGACGGAUUCGAACCAUCAUUCGUGGAUUUGCAGUCCCGUUCAGGAAACUCCUCAUUUGCGGGACAUGCUUGAAUCAUCCUGCAUGCAACAGCAAACAGUUGUGUUGGCUGCUGGCUGUUGUCUGUUUGUUUCUCUUCGUCAACUGGUUUGGCGGAGCUGAGGCCGUUAGCCUAACAGUUUACAGUCGUGAGCUUCUUGUUAAUGCCUAUUGGUUGGCUGUGGCAGAUCAAAGAUGCCUAAGCAUUGGCUUUCACUUGUACAUUCCAUCUAUGUUUGUCCCAUCGGCGGAUGCGAGCUGCCUCGCUGUAAGUGCAUCCCUCUGUCCAAACAAGGAACCCUGGGAGUUCUUCACCACCCUUACUGUUUCAUCAUCUCGACUCUUGAGAGAUUGUGUAUGGGUGUGGAAGGAGUAGUGAAAGAAACAAGGUGGGGGGUUUGUGAUUUUGCAAGAAUUCUUCAUCCUGCACUACGUGGAGAGGACAGGCAGGCCGGUUGUCAAGUAUGGGCUUGAACUCCCAGCACCUUUCUGCUUAAUAUAGUUUAUGGAAGUUUUUGAAACUUUAUGCAAUUGUUCCCCUUCAUUUCCUGCAGAGCUUAACAAAAGGUCAGCAAACAU